AUGUGGAGUAACGUGGAUGAAAGUUGUAUCACUGGUAGUAGUGCUAUUGGUGAUGAAAAUGAUGACGAUAAUGAUGAUAAUAAUAAUGGUAUAUUAUGGAAUCGUAUCGUUGACCUCGAACAUCAAGUUCAAUCGCAAGUGGAAGAACUUAUGUGUUUGCGUUCCACAGCAGCUGAAACAUUACGUCGUUUGAAUGGUUUGGAGCAAUCACUGCUAAUCUCCACGGCUAAUAUCACAACAACUACAACAACGACAACGACUGCUAGCGCAAUUUCAAGUCCUUCGAUGCUAACAGCCAAAGCUACAUCAUCACAAAUAUUACGAUUGAUCCCAAGUUCAGAUAACAGUAAAUCAUCACAAAAUCGUCUCAUUUCACGUUCAGUGCAUAAUUUGCAUUCGUUAACAUCAAAGAAUCGACAAAGUAAUGCACAGCCACAGUGCUCAGUCGAUGAAAAUGGCAAUCAAACGGUACAAAAUGGAAUUACUUUACGCAAUGGCGGAAAUUCUUCUGUGCAAACAGCUGCGAAAGCAGGACGUUAUGUACGUCGAAAUGAUGAGCAAUUUGUUGUACAAAAUCAAAAAACAAAUAUUAAUAAAACGACAACGACAACAAUACGAAUGAAGAAAUGGCUGAGCAGCGCUGAUGUGAAGUGUAAUAGAGAAGGGCGACGUAAUUCACGCGAUCAUCUAAUGAAGAAUAGUAAAGCUGGGACAUCACGCGAUCAUCUAAUGAAGAAUAGUAAAGCUGGGACAUCAGUUAAUUUAUCAUAUUAUAAAUCAACAAGUAAACUUGGACCGACAAGUAAUUUAAGUAUUUCACAGCAUUCGUUACCACGUUUCGGAUUAGAACUGCGAGAACCAUCAUUUCUGAGUGAGAAAGGUGUACUACAGGUAUUUGUGAACGGCAAAACGAUGCAUCUUCCAGUACCCAAUUCAAUAACCGAUCUUGAUCUUACAUAUGAACUUGAUGCUCCUACAUGUGAACCGACACUUAAUUGGGUUUACGGUUAUCGCGGUAAAGAUUGUCGUGGGAAUCUUCAUGAAUUACCAACCGGUGAAAUUGUUUAUUUCACGGGUACAAUUGCUGUACUGCAUAAUCCUAACGAAAGAUCGCAACGAUACUAUACCAAACAUACUAGUGAUAUCAAAUGCAUGGCUCUUCAUCCAAAUAAGCUACACAUAGCUACCGGUCAAACAUCGAGGCGUUUUCUGGAAAAAAGUGGUUUCAAUAUUCAUCGCUUACCGAUAUCGUCAAUUACGGAAUUGAACAACAUUUUAGAAACUGACCAAUAUAAGGCCCAUAUACAUAUUUGGGAUUCCGUAACGCUUCAAACGUUACGUACAAUUGGAACAGGUGAUGCAAGUGCUAAUUUUGACCGAGGUAUUCAAUGUUGCGCAUUUAGUCAUGCCACAACGGAUGGCAUGCAACUUGCAGUUAUUGAUGAUUCUUACGAACAUAUACUUAGUAUUUGGGAGUGGCAAAAGGGGAAAAAGAUUGCAGAAAUUAAGAGUGCUAAUGACCAAGUGUUUGCAUGUGAAUUCCAUCCAUAUUCCAAAAAUGUCCUUAUGUCAUACGGCAAGGGUCAUUGCAAUGUUUGGGUCAUCAAUGGAGCAACACUUAUUAAAAAACCUAUUACAUUCGAGGGUCGUAAUAAACCAAAGCUAGUGCUUUCUUCACAUUUCACCGAACGUGGGCACAUCAUAACAGGUGAUUCCAAUGGCACACUAACAAUUUGGGAUACAUAUCAGGUUAAACCGAUUCAACAAGUACCAAAGGCUCAUAAUGGCGGAGUUUGGGCAUUAUGCUUACUUGGUAACGGCCAUUUCAUUUCGGCUGGUAAAGAUCGAAUAUUAUUUGAAUGGGAAACCGAUGGUUUGACAAAGAUUCGUGGCCCAAUAAUUUUUCCGGAUGAAGGAAAUGGUUGUAUACGUACUAUAGCAUCAACUUCAAGUUCUCGUUUAUUCAUUGGUACAACAUGGAAUACAAUUUGGAGUGGUACCUUGGAUAAUGGUUUUCAACAAAUUCAGGAGGCACAUGCCGAUGCUAUAACACAGAUUACCUCGCAUCCAACAAAAUCACAGUUCCUCUGUUCCUCAACUGAUAAAAAGUUACGAUUGUACGAUACAGAAACGAAAACGGUUCUUUGGAGUCUGCAUGUUAAGGAUAAAAUAUGUUGCGCUGAUUUUCACCCAGAAGGUGAUACUUUUGCCAUUGGUUUUGCUAGCGGAACGUGGGCCGUGUAUAUUUACACUCACCGAACGCAACUUUAUGCCUUUGAAGAGGAAAUAAACAAUGCUAUUACAACCAUGCGAUUUUCAACAACUGGCAAUUUUUUGGCUGUUGCAACCAAAGGAAAGAAGUUGUCAAUUUACGCUAUAUCGGGUGAUUUUCGUCACUAUGUUAAAGUAUCGCAGAUUACAGAAAUGAAUGCUUCGAUAAAAGCGAUGGACUGGUCAACAGAUGGUACGUUGCUGCGAGCUAAUGAUGAUGAUCUCCAACACUAUAUCUGGAAUUCAAGCACUGGUCGACCGGCCAGUAUACAGGAGGCCAGCAAUGUGGAAUGGGCUUCAGCCAGAUGCCCAGUUUCAUUUGAAAAUGCUUGCAUUUUAUAUGCUUUAAUGAAAUCUGUUGCUGCUAUUGAUCGUAGUCCGGAUAAACGGUAUGUCGCAGUAGCCUUAUCAAAUGGUAUGCUCCGCUUCUAUCAGUAUCCAACAACAACGAUUCUGGCUUCAUAUAAGGAAGCAUAUGGUUAUAGUGUCUCUGCACGAAAUGUUACCUUCGUUGGAGAAUUACUGAUUAGUGAUGGUAGCAGUGAUGGAACACUUUAUCAGUGGAAAUUAUCCAAGAAGACUGAAAUAUGA
Molecule: messenger RNA, 2862 nt
Organism: Acanthocheilonema viteae
Lineage: Eukaryota; Metazoa; Nematoda; Chromadorea; Rhabditida; Onchocercidae
Source: the annotation of a GenBank genome assembly